UCCCGCCAUCUCUCCGUUGUCCUCUCCACCGACCAAGUGUUGCAAGUGCAUGCGCGUCACUGGUUUGCGGCGGCGAUAUGGGCAAGCACAACCACCACGACGUGGAGGCGCCGGCCGCCGGCGGCAGCAGCUUCCCGCCGCCGCCGCCGGCGGUAGGCGUCGCCGGCGUGGCGUGCACGUACAUGAUCGAGAGGCCGGAGCUCCGGUGGGCGUUCAUCCGCAAGGUGUACGCGAUCGUGGCGACGCAGCUGGUGGUGACCGUCGCCAUCGCCGCCGCCGUCUACUCCGUCCCGGCCAUCCGCCGCUUCUUCCUCGCCCGCACGCCGGCGUCGCUCGCCGCCUUCGUGCUCGUCAUCGUCGCCCCCCUCAUCGUUAUGCUGCCGACGAUGUUUCUCCGUAAGAAGCAUCCGAUCAACCUCAUCCUUCUAGCAUUGUUCACCAUUUGCAUGAGCUGCGCCAUUGGCCUGGGCUGCCUCUCUUCCAAAGCCGGCAUUGCUAUAAUCGAAGCGGCAUCCCUAACGUUCGGGCUGGUGUUCGGCCUGACGCUCUACACAUUCUGGGCGGCCAAGAGAGGCCAUGACUUCAGCUUCCUCCGCCCCUUCUUGGUCGCGGCCUUCCUCGUCCUCGUCCUCUACGGUCUCAUCCAGAUGUUGGUGCCAACGGGGAAAGUGGCGACGACGGUGUACGGGUGCGUGGCGGCGCUGGUGUUCUCCGGCUUCAUCAUCUACGACACGGACAAUCUGAUCAAGAGGCACGCCUACGAUGAGUACGUCACGGCUGCCAUCUCGCUCUACCUUGACACCGUCAACAUCUUCAUUGCCAUUUUCACUGCACUCGACGCUUCAGAUUCAUAGAAUAUAUCUCUAGAGUUUGUUACUAGUAGUUGUUACCCUGCUGAAAAGCAGCAGCCAGUAACUAUAACUCUUUAUAGGGAAAACAUAUGUAGUUAUCGUAUUGCAUUCCAAUGUAUUAGCCAUGAAUUUGAGGUAAAUAUGAACCAUUACAGUAAUAAUAAUAAUGUACGUGGCUUA
Molecule: messenger RNA, 1031 nt
Organism: Oryza sativa Japonica Group (Japanese rice)
Lineage: Eukaryota; Viridiplantae; Streptophyta; Magnoliopsida; Poales; Poaceae
Product: protein LIFEGUARD 2
Source: RefSeq, a predicted model, not a curated record